Cladophialophora yegresii CBS 114405 is the source of this 1158-nucleotide messenger RNA. RefSeq lists its product as uncharacterized. Bases 1 to 1158 code for a protein of 385 amino acids. Gene Ontology annotation, cellular component: preribosome, large subunit precursor; nuclear periphery; nucleolus. The record is from RefSeq and is a predicted model, not a curated record. The transcript is spliced from 2 exons. NCBI's taxonomy places the organism in Eukaryota, Fungi, Ascomycota, Eurotiomycetes, Chaetothyriales, Herpotrichiellaceae. Gene Ontology annotation, biological process: rRNA processing; ribosomal large subunit biogenesis.
AUGGCGAAGAAAAGUAAACUGCUAGCCGCGCUGGACGCACACAAGGGCCGCGACUACGAGGCGGAGAAAAGAAAAGCACAAGUGAAAGCGGCCGAGAAACGGAAGAGGCAGAAACUCGACACUCCGGAGCGCGUUGAGAAAGAAGACGAUAUGAUAGAGAACAACGACCAGGAGUCACACCCGUCAGAGGAGGCGCUCCAGAAGGACGACUUUGCCGACUUUGACGAAGACGAGAACGCAGCUAUAGACGCCAAAGCCAACACCACAAUCCCACAACCAGCAGAGACGGCCGCCUCGGCGUCUGAAGCAGAAGAAAACGACUCCGACGUCCCCGUAUCAGACCUCGACGACUCGGACCUCGAAGACACAGUCCCCUACCAAAAGAUGACCAUCAACAACGGUCCGGCGCUGCUCGCCUCGCGAACCCGCAUCGCCGUCGUGAAGAACCCCAAAACCACACCUUUCCACCACCACAACUCCCUCACCUCCUCCCUCGCCCCUGCGAGCGAAUCCAUCCCCGACCCCAAUGACGAUUUGACCCGCGAACUCGAGUUCUACCGCAUCGCCCGCACGGCGGUGCUCUCGGCGCGCGAGAAACUCGAAUCCGAAGGCAUCCCAUUCACCCGUCCGGCCGACUAUUUCGCCGAGAUGGUCAAGACGGACGAGCACAUGGGGCGGGUCAAGCAGAAGAUGUACGACGAGGCGGCGGGCAAGAAGGCCGCCGAGGAGGCGCGGAAAUUGAGGGAUGCCCGCAAGUUCGGCAAGGCCGUCCAGGUCGCCAAGGAGCAGGAACGGGCCAAGGAGAAGAAAACCACGCUGGACAGGAUCAAGGAGCUGAAGAGGAAACGAAGAGGCGCCGACACGGGAAAAGUCGCCGAGGGAAAUGUCGACGACGAUCUCUUUCAGAGGGUCGAUGUCGAGAAGGCCGGUGCCAAGGACCGCUCCGGUCGCGAGCGGGGACCCGGGUUCAAUGCGAAGAGGCAGAAGCGCGAUCAAAAGUACGGGUUUGGAGGCAAGAAGCGGCAUUCCAAGAGCGGUGACGCCGCCAGCAGUUCCGACAUGCGUGGGUUUUCGGCGGCGAGGAUGAAAGGAAAGGGAGGAAACAAGGUGAAGGCGAAAAGACCGGGCAAGAGCAGGAGGUCGUCGGCCGCUCGGUGA